AUGCAAAUCCUUGGCCUAGCGAACGGAACCAUCAAUGGAAAUUCGGAGAUUCUUCUCAAGGCCGCCUUAAAAGCUGCGGAGAAGGCCGACCCCUCCAUUACAACAUCAUGGAUCCAUGUCCCUUCCGUCUCUGUACCCAGAAACCCUAAACCUCUGGAAGGUGCACAAGACGUCAGUAUGGGAACCAUUGGCCAGACCGGAGUCGGCGGUGACACCGUCCCGGAUGACCGCAGCGAUGUCCUCAAUGCAAUCCUAGCAGCCGAUGCUCUAAUCUUCGCAACCCCAAUCUACAGCCACCAACCAGCAGGAACUCUUAAAACUCUGGUCGAUCGAAUUCUGGGUCCAUUUACCGAUGCCGCAUUUGUCCAGCGAGUACUCGAUUCUCAAAAAGCUGGCGAAAAGACCUACCAGCAUAUCAAGGUUGAUAAGCGGAUUACCAAGCCCAGAGUAGCUGCCUUCAUCGCUGUAGGUGGCUCGCCCUUUAACGAGCAAGUUACAAUGGCACUGCCUACUUUGCACCAAUUUGUCUAUUCUCUUCAUGCAAAGGUAGUCGACCAGCAAGUCUUCCGAGGCUACGGCCGUCCUGGUUCAGUUUUAUUGCGCGGUGAAGCGAUCAAAAGAGCGGCAAAGAUGGGCGAGAAUGUGGCAAGUCAAAUUGGGAAAACUUUCGACGAAGCGGACUAUCUUGGUCCGAAAGAUCCUGCAAGCUGUCCGUACUGCCAUAUGACCAAAGUGGAGAUCGAUUAUACUCAGGAGAAUGAUGUUGGUUGUAUUACGUGUGGAGCCCGGGGAAAGCUUGUUGUUGGAGAGAAUGGACGGAUCCAGCCUGUUUGGGAGACUGAUUCUACAUCAAGUUGUAUUACUUUCAAGGGCAAGCUUAAGCAUCUUGAUGAUCUUCGUGAUGCGGCGAUGGAGGAGGGGCCGGCGAUGGAGGUUCAGUCGAUUAAGGAGGAGCGAGAAUGGUGGGCUCGGGUUGAUAUCGCCAAGGUUCCAUUGACAAGCCAGUCUGACAGGAUUCAGUCUCACAUUUGA
Penicillium odoratum is the source of this 1032-nucleotide messenger RNA. RefSeq names its product flavodoxin family protein. Gene Ontology annotation, molecular function: oxidoreductase activity. The transcript has a single exon. Lineage: Eukaryota; Fungi; Ascomycota; Eurotiomycetes; Eurotiales; Aspergillaceae. Bases 1 to 1032 code for a protein of 343 amino acids. The record is from RefSeq and is a predicted model, not a curated record.